Molecule: messenger RNA, 2354 nt
Organism: Dendrobium catenatum
Lineage: Eukaryota; Viridiplantae; Streptophyta; Magnoliopsida; Asparagales; Orchidaceae
Product: L-type lectin-domain containing receptor kinase IV.1
Exons: 1
Coding region: 161-2242 (693 amino acids)
Biological process (GO): protein phosphorylation
Cellular component (GO): plasma membrane
Molecular function (GO): protein kinase activity; carbohydrate binding; ATP binding
Source: RefSeq, a predicted model, not a curated record
CUUACUCAUUAAUUUAUUAGUAGCGUAAAUGCGAUUACAAGAACGGACACGCCCAAACUAAUAGACGCAAAAACCUGCGUAAUUACUCAGGUAUGACUUUUUUAUUUUAUUUAAAACAUUUAUUUUCUCAUCUUUCUCGUCUCUCUCUGUGUAAACGGAAAUGGAUUGGGUGAAAGAAGGAAGACGAAGGCGAGGCGAAGAUCCCGUUUUCUCUAUACUUCUAGCUUCAUUCCUUAUCAUAACAACGAGAAUCGCUUCCGCGGCAGUUUCUUCUUCUGAAUCUAGUUUCGUCUUCAAUGGCUUCGAGGGAGCCGAUCUCCGCCUCAACGGCGGUGGUGUGGUUGAACCUAAUGGCCUACUACGGCUCACUAACUUCACAAAAAAUGAGGUUGGCCACGCCUUUUAUCCAGCCCCUUUCGUCUUCCUUAACUCAUCCUCCGGCAGACCCCUCUCCUUCUCCACCUCCUUCGUCUUCGCCAUUUUUCCCCAGUACGAGGACAUCAGCUCCCAUGGCAUCGCCUUUGCCAUAACACCUUCCACCAACCUCACCGCCGUCCUCCCAAGCCAGCACCUUGGCCUCUUCAACUUCACCAAUAACGGCGAUCCCAGCAACCACAUCGUCGCCGUCGAGCUCGAUACCAUACAAAACAGGGAGUUUGAUGACAUCAACGACAAUCACGUCGGCAUCGAUGUCAAUGGCCUGACAUCUAACUCCUCCGCCCCUGCAUCCUUCUUUCUCGACUCCUCCGGUCUCCAAUACGAAAAUCUGAGCUUGAUUAGCGGCGAACCGAUGCGUGUUUGGGCAGAUUAUGAUGGCAAGAGCAUGGUGCUCAAUGUCACCUUAGCUCCUCUGCUUAAUCCAAAGCCAGAACGUCCUCUCUUGUCAUCAAAACUCAACCUUUCCUCCAUUGUUCUCGAUAACAUGUAUGUCGGAUUUGCGGCUUCGACCGGAGCAGCCGCCGGAUCUCAUUACAUCUUGGGAUGGAGCUUCAGCAUGAACGGAGAAGCAAACGAGCUCGACCUCUCUAAACUUCCAUCUCUUCCACCAAAAGAAACAGAGGACAAUACCACCGUGAAAAAACCCGAAAUUUGGAUCAUUCUGUUACCUAUAGUCAUCUUCAUCUUUCUCCUCAUCGCAUCGUUUGGGAUUGUGCAUCUGGUUAAAACCAAGAAGAAGUUCUCAGAAGUGGUGGAGGAUUGGGAAACAGAAUACGGCCCUCAUAGAUUCUCGUACAGAGAUCUUUACCGAGCCACCAAUGGCUUCAGCGACGAGAACGUCUUAGGCAACGGAGGCUUCGGUGGAGUCUACAAAGGCGAGCUACCAAAAUCCAAACUUGAGAUAGCGGUGAAGAGAAUCUCCCACGAUUCGAGGCAGGGGAUGAAGGAAUUCGUUGCAGAGAUUGCGAGCAUCGGUAGGCUUCGACACCGAAACCUAGUGCAGCUCCUGGGCUACUGCCGCCGGCGAGGAGAGCUCCUCCUCGUGUAUGACUACAUGCCGAACAGCAGCCUCGAGAAAUACAUCUUCGACCGACCUCAGCAAUCUCUUAACUGGAGCCAAAGGUUUAAAAUUAUCCGCGGCAUCGCCGCUGGUCUUCUCUACCUUCACGAGGAAUGGGAACAGGUUGUUAUUCACAGAGACAUCAAAGCAAGCAAUGUCCUCCUCGACGCCGAGUUCAACGGAAAGCUCGGAGAUUUCGGGCUCGCGCGGCUGCAUGAUCGCGGAAGCAAUUUGCAGACGACAAGGGUGGUCGGAACUUUAGGUUAUCUCGCGCCUGAGCUCUCCCGGACCGGAAAGUCGACAACUAGCUCCGACGUGUUCGGUUUCGGCGCGUUUCUACUUGAGGUUGCCUGCGGCAAGAGGCCGAUUGAGCUGAAAACAUCAGGGAUUGAUAUGGUUCUUGUAGAUUGGGUAAUGGAGUUUUUGAAGAAAGGUGAAAUUUUAGAAGCGAGGGAUAGGAAGCUGGGGAGUGAUUUUGCGGCGGAGGAACUGGAGUUGGUGUUGAGAUUGGGUUUGAUGUGCUCCCAUCCGUCACCGGCGGCGAGGCCGACUAUGAGGCAGGUGGUGCAGUACUUGGAAGGAGAAGCGACUCUUCCAGAUAUUUCGGAGGACGAUUUUUAUGUUUUUGAUUCGAGUUCGAGGAGGAAUAAGAUUUUGGUGGAUGAGACUUCGUGGAAUUCCUGCACUGCGGCGACGAAUCUUUCUUCUUCUUUUUCAGACUCUCCUUCAUCUCGAAGAAACUGAUAAGUUAAUGAUGCUUUGUUUGUAUAUAUAAAAAAAAUGUGGUUUUUUGGUUUCGUUAAUCGGAAUUCUGCUUGGGCUUAAUUUCUUGCUGAUAGAUUUUCGUUCUUUUCUA